Opisthorchis viverrini is the source of this 2786-nucleotide messenger RNA. RefSeq lists its product as hypothetical. The transcript is spliced from 8 exons. NCBI's taxonomy places the organism in Eukaryota, Metazoa, Platyhelminthes, Trematoda, Opisthorchiida, Opisthorchiidae. The coding region runs from base 36 to 2186 and encodes 716 amino acids. Gene Ontology annotation, biological process: protein processing; Notch receptor processing. The record is from RefSeq and is a predicted model, not a curated record. Gene Ontology annotation, cellular component: membrane.
GCUUCGUCUUUGGAGGCUUAGCUGACCAACUUCCUAUGUGGAACCACCAUUCUUUGUGUACGUUUCUUCUAACGUCAUGUGCGAUUCUGACGUGCUUUUCACAAUCGAACAAUGUAAUGGGGGACAUUUACCACUAUUUCUCAGAGCAAAGCACUUCUCAUUGCUCACGGCGCUUGAACGUAACCGGACAAAUUGGUUGUUCCAGUCGACUGCAAAGCAGUUCUGGUGUUGCUUUGUUUGUUGAGCAUGCCGACGAAGUAACUGACUUCUUGAAUGCGGAAAACGUUGCACCGACGGUUUUAGUUAUGCAAUAUUCCCUUUUCUUGAAUUCGUCUCUGAUGAGCGAUGUGCGUUCUUACUCUGAACGUACUGUUGGUUUGGUCGUUCUGUUUCAAAAAAUUUCGAAAAACAAACAUCCGGUACCAUUUUCUGAGUCGGAUGAGUGUCCAAACGCGCUCUACAGUCACUAUGGUGCGGAGCGUCAAUGCAAUGUCACUCCCGCUUGGAAUCCUCAUGGUACGGCUUAUUCCUCCAUUGAAUGGCCUUUCCCUGUGGUACUCAUACGGACUUCCGACACCUCCAUCGAAUCAGAACUUUUCAGAUGUUACAAGCAAUUCAACGCUAAUCCUGUGGAUGACACGAGGUGCCUAAUUGAGAUAAGAAACGUCAUGUCGGCUGUCAGUUCAUCUGCUCUAUGUAUUCGCCGAGAGUCGUUGAUGGGACUCCCGAUUUUUGAGUCACCCAUAGUCUACUGUGACGAACUGAAUGGCGUAAAUAUCCUGUUAUCUGCGACAAAUACAACCGCAUCUAUCCGAACAAACUCUCCAAACCGUUCUGUGUCAGUACAGGAAAGGUCGCGAAACUCUUCGAUUGUAGUACUCACUCGACUUGAUUCACGAAGCAUGUUCGAACGGAGUGCAUUUGCUAGUCAAUGGGCUCUACCGGGGACUUCCGUUCUUGUAUCCAUUGCAGCACAUCUCAUCCGGCAACCAGCUUUUCAGCAAUUACAGCUGAAGAGAGACUUGUUUUUCGCCUUCUUGGAUAACGAGGCAUUCGACUUCAUGGGUUCGGGACGCUUAGCUUACGACUUACGAGAGAGGAAUCUGGCUGCUUACACAGGAGUGCCGCUGGGUUGGGAACAUGUCCAUUCUUUUAUUGAACUUGGUGAGCUGGGGCUAGCAGCGAAAAACCCACUCCCGACAUACUACACGUUGGCGGACGAAAGCAUAUACGAGCAGACCAAAGUGGUUACGGAUGAGCUUCGCGAACAACUGGCUGCCGCUAAUGAACGUUUUGGUCAGAUCAGUAUUUCCCGUGCACCGGAUUCCAUUGCACGUCUGCCUUUACCACCCACAGCUUCUCUUCAAAGCCUUUUGUCAAGCGCCCCUCACCCACUUCCUCACAUACUUCUGGCGGAUCACGCUGGGCCACCACUGUGGGACAAGCAUUUCGAAAGCUUCUUGGAUUUCGUUUGGCCUCCGGAUUCCGGUGCAGAUCAAGUACUCUUAGUACUCGCGAAUACAUUGGCUGAUGCACUUCAUCGUUUGGUUGUGAAAGACUCACUCCCCAUGCCCGCCAACAUUAGCCACCCCACUCCUGGAGAUUUGAUGCUGUGUUUCGUGAACAACGUUACCUGUGAUCUUUUGAGAACUUUUCUCAGUCCCGGUGACCUGCAUUUUCUGCAAAGCUUGAAAACUCCUAUCCCUGCACAAUCCUACCUGCCAUUGGAUAAACAUGAAUUGAAAAUUUCCCAUAUCAUUAGCGUUUUGCUCAUGGGAUUAACCGGCGAGCGGACGGCAACGCGUGAUUGUCCAGCUGGUGCUGAAAGCAUUGGUCCGUACGUCUACCUGAUGGGGUACUACAAUGGAACUGAACAGUGCUAUCGCACUUUGCUAGACCUGGCGAUGCGGUUCGCGCUAUUCAGGGACGGAGUGCCAGCUGCUCCAGCGUGGAUGCGAAGUAGGCUGCUUCCAGGAGAACGAUAUGUUCGUUGGUAUAGGAGCUCGUCUUUGACCAUGGAUACUGUGAGCGUUAGCCUUGGCGUGCUUUUGAUCUUACUAACGACUUGUACUGCCCUUCUAAUACAAAAGAAGAUGAGCAUACAAGUUGCACGACAGAAGCCAACCAGCAUUGUUGAAAUCGACGGAUUGCAACGGAUGGACACAACUAAUGUUUCAUCAACUUGAACCAAAAGGCGCUUGUAAAGUUAUCGUGACUUUUUAAUUAACAAACAACUGAUCUAAAAUACAUCAACUUUUUCCCACAGUCUUGGCCUGCUUCCGUUCAUGGGCCAUUUUCUUCGCCCUUUCAACGGAAUUCACUAGCGCGGAGUUCUCCGCGAGGAUCUUCAUAAGGUCGAUGAUCAAGGGCAAGUAGUUGUGUCGGCGUCUGGUGUUUUCUUGACGGUAUGAGACGGCUUUCUCUUUUUCCCGUUCGAUAUUUUUCUCCAAUUCGCGGACAAGUUCGGCAGAUUCCUAGAAGGCAGAAAUACGUGCAUAUAACAUAACUUCAUAGAUUAAUGGCGAUCAGAAUGUAACCAAAUUCAAGUAAUGAAUGGUCUAUACAACGGAAAACUUGAGCGCGGUCAUGACUGGCCGUUUUCCUACGUAAUUGUGAGUCGAAGAGAUUUCACUGGGCAGUUUACGACCAGUUUUCCGAAACCGGAUGAUUCAGCAAACUGCCCAAUCUUAGCUUGGGAGAUUCCCGGGCGGCACACAAACGGACAUAACCCGGAAAACGUUUGUGGCAGAAUCAUAUGACCAGGCUGAUUUUCAAUCUCAGGUCAG